Messenger RNA from Glycine soja, 1561 nucleotides. Its product is annotated as protein THYLAKOID FORMATION1, chloroplastic-like. Bases 158 to 1051 code for a protein of 297 amino acids. Gene Ontology annotation, cellular component: chloroplast thylakoid. The record is from RefSeq and is a predicted model, not a curated record. NCBI's taxonomy places the organism in Eukaryota, Viridiplantae, Streptophyta, Magnoliopsida, Fabales, Fabaceae. The transcript is spliced from 5 exons. Gene Ontology annotation, biological process: protein import into chloroplast stroma; thylakoid membrane organization; photosynthesis.
CGGUUGUGCCUUGUUUUCAUUCCAACACAGUUUGAAAGCAAUGCAGGUCACCUAUGAUUUUUGUCCUUCGUAGAAGGACACUUUCUCAUAGCCACGAUCUCUCUCUCUCUCUCUCUCUCUCUCUCUUGCGUUGCAUUUCCAUUUCCAGUUUCCACCCAUGGCUGCUCUCACUUCUCUCUCUUUCUCAGCAGUGACUCAUUGCUCAGAAAGAAAAGUAACCCUUUCCUCCACUCGUUUUCUCGCUUCCUCUUCAGAACUCUUUGGGUUCCGAACCGAUUUCUCGUACCACUAUGUUGGUGUUCGAGCUUCCAAUUCUGCGUCUAAAAUGGUUGUUCAAUGCAUGUCUUCUGCCACAGAUGUUCCUCCCACUGUUUCUGAGACAAAGUUAAAUUUCCUCAAGGCAUAUAAGCGACCAAUCCCUAGUAUCUACAAUACUGUGCUGCAGGAGCUAAUAGUGCAGCAACAUUUAAUGAAAUACAAGAGAUCAUACCGCUAUGACCCUGUGUUUGCUCUUGGUUUUGUCACUAUAUAUGAUAAACUUAUGGAAGGGUAUCCUAGUGAUGAAGACCGAGAUGCCAUCUUCCAGGCCUACAUUAAGGCAUUGAAGGAAGAUCCAGAACAAUACAGAAUUGAUGCACGAAAGUUGGAAGAGUGGGCUCGAGUUCAAAGUCCAACUUCUCUUGUUGAGUUUUCAUCCAAAGAAGGAGAAGCUGAGAGGAUUUUAAAGGACAUUGCAGAAAGGGCUGGGGGGAAAGGGGAAUUCAGUUAUAGUCGUUUCUUUGCAGUUGGACUCUUUCGUCUAGUUGAGUUGGCAAAUGCCACGGAACCAACAAUUUUGGACAAGCUUUGUGCGGCUUUGAACAUCAACAAAAGAAGUGUCGAUCGGGACUUGGAUGUGUAUCGUAUCCUGCUUUCAAAGUUGGUUCAAGCAAAAGAGCUGCUGAAGGAGUAUAUUGACAGGGAGAAGAAGAAAAGGGAUGAAAGGGUUGAACCACAAAAGGCUAAUGAGGCCAUCACAACAUGUUUGGGACAACAAUUGCAUGGUCUGUAGUUAUGGUCUUCUGAAACAAUCUCCUACUCAAGACUGACUUCUUAUUCUUACAUGUUUUUCUUGUUGAUCCUUGAGUUGGAUAAGGCAAGUCGGAACUUCUAUCAUCUUGAUUUUGCAGGAUUUGAAUCAUCUAAAUGUGCAGAGUACAUUUCAAAGGAUAAAACGUAAUAACAAUUGUUAUCAAUGAUUGAGAUUUUAAUAAAAAUAUGUGUAAAAUAAAUUGAAAUUUAUUACAAUCUCAAUCGUUGAUUAAUCAGCAAUUACUAUUCUCUACUUUAUUCUAUGUAGUGUACAAUUUAGAGUCAACAAAUCCUUGAUUUUACUUAUUGUACUUGUUGUAAAUCGUAAUCUUUGGUCAUGAUGGUGAUGCACCUAAAUCUUGUUUCACUAAACCCACAAUUAAUUUAUCCGUCCAACUCGACUCGUUGGCACAAAUGUAUUUUGUGGUUCUCAAACGCAAGACUGAUAGCCUAUGUUGUUGUAUCUAUCACUAAAAUUUUCACAUUUCAA